This is a messenger RNA of Hippocampus comes (tiger tail seahorse), 4436 nucleotides long. It is a transcript of the gene ikzf2, whose product is annotated as IKAROS family zinc finger 2. The record is from RefSeq and is a predicted model, not a curated record. The coding region runs from base 741 to 2249 and encodes 502 amino acids. The transcript has 8 exons. Gene Ontology annotation, molecular function: RNA polymerase II cis-regulatory region sequence-specific DNA binding; DNA-binding transcription factor activity. Lineage: Eukaryota; Metazoa; Chordata; Actinopteri; Syngnathiformes; Syngnathidae. Gene Ontology annotation, biological process: regulation of transcription by RNA polymerase II.
UGCGGGUGUCCUUCAAAACUGCCUUGUUUUUAUGUAACGCCAGCAUGGUUUGAAUCUGCCGUUGAACCCAACGUCGUGGCCUUCAACACCGCACGCAUCCAUUCGGUCUCGAUUCGAAUAAAACGCGCGUGGCGCUGCGGUUCCUCCCAGCGUGAGUGAGUCACAUCCCCGACACUUGCUUGCUUUUAACAACAGCGACUUAACCAACGGAUUUUCCAGUCCCUUGAAAAGCGACUGGGUGCUCCCUGUCGCUAUGCCUAAUUCCUUAGGAACCGGUGGAUCCAGUUUGAUCCAUCCCUCGUCUUCUUUCCUUCUUCGCUGCCCGUCGAGUCUUCCCUUUUCCGACGUCCCUGUUUGUGCAUUAGGUUGAUUCGGGUCCGCGUCGAACUUUUCCCGCAGUGAUCAUUCUAUUUUUUUUAAGUCAUCGGGAGGCGCGCAUAGGAACAAGGUGACCAUGUCAACGUUGAGGGAAGAUGCGCUCCUUAACUUUUCCAUGCGCUACUAAAACUUGCUGGCAUCACGUUCCUGGCCGGGUUUCUUUAAUAGCUUUAUUCAAUAAUGCAGAGCUCCCCUGCAUUAUUUAAAUAUCACGAGUGGAAAUAAGUGAUUUGAACUUUUGGGGUCUUUAAAAGGGGGGGAGGUGGAGACGACCAACCGUCCCCUCCCUCAGUUCUCGACUGAAUUUGAAGUAAUUUUGCUCAGGGGGAAACACUUGAAGCCGCACCACCACAGCACUGGAAAUGGAGGCACCCAAUGGCUACGCUGCUAGUAAUGGCCAAUGCUCUCCAGGUAAGGAGAAGUCAAGAAUGUCAACAUCCAACGGAGAAAAUGAGCCUUAUGGUCGUAAUUCCCCCAGCGAGCUGAGCGAUAAACAGAUCAAGCAAGAAGACACGAGCGAAGAGGCCGACAACGCCAGUCCGGGGUGUGAGCCCCAAACCGGAGAAGAACGGACAUCUGUGGGGGAAUCUAUGGCACUGAGCCCAAGUCAUGCGCAGGAUGGCAUAGCUGGACAAAAUAUUGCCGUGGAUGCACCCAGUCGACACCCAAACGGUGAGCGGCCAUUCCAGUGCAACCAGUGUGGUGUCUCGUUCACUCAGAAGGGAAAUCUGCUGCGGCACAUUAAGUUGCACACGGGCGAAAAACCCUUCAAGUGCCCCUUCUGCAGCUACGCCUGUCGCCGCCGUGAUGCGCUCACGGGUCAUUUGCGCACUCAUGCCGUUGGCAAACCACACAAGUGCAGCUACUGUGGGCGGAGCUACAAACAGCGCAGUUCCCUUGAGGAGCACAAAGAACGCUGCCACGGUUACCUGCAGAGCAUUGGUCUGGACCCAACUGUCAACACGGGACCUUAUGCAGGUGAGGUUCCGAAAGAUCCAAGGCCCAUGACGACGUUUGAGCGGCCGCUCGUGAUUGAAAGACUAAACAGCAAUGUUGGAAAAAGGAAGAGCACCACACCGCAGAAAUUUGUGGGUGAAAAGAUGAUGCGCUACGGCUACCCUGAAAUGGGAUAUGAGAUGGGCCUCAAGUUUGAGAAGCAGCCUGAGCUCUUGUCGGCCCACAUGAUGGACCAAUCGAUGGGCAAUGCCCUGACAUAUUUGGGAUCAGAAACACUUCGGCCCAUUCUGCAACAUGUGCCCAUGGUCAACCCACUCUACCAUCACGUUCUGCCUCUCGACCAGAGAGUGGAGCGUUCAGGGAAUACCGACUCACUGCCACUGCAGCCCACAUUACCUUCCGACUUCCCCGGCCACAGCAUCUCCAACGGGCCCGUGUCGUUGCCUCGGCAUGGCCGCCCCACACACUCGGGACACGAAGAGUCGCCGAGCAACAGCGGAGGCGACUCGCCCGAAUCGGCUCGCAGCAGCCCUCGAGAGCGGCACCUUAACCCCGGCGGCAAUCUCCCGUCCGGUCUCAGGUCACGCUCGAGCCCCGCGGUUUAUUCGGGUGAUCACGUGACAGAUGCGUCACCCAGAACUGGCUCAGGAGCUGCGAGCGGGCUGUUGCGAGAAGCCGGAGAGAGGCCCGCAGUCCAGGAAGGGGUGCGGGUGUUUGGACGGGAAGGUCGGGAGUUGCGGGCCUUCCAGUGCGACCAUUGCCAAGUGCUCUUCCUGGACCACGUCAUGUAUACGAUCCACAUGGGUUGCCAUGGAUACAGGGAUCCGCUGGAAUGUAACAUCUGUGGUCACCACAGCAAAGACCGUUAUGAGUUCUCCUCGCAUAUCGUUCGCGGUGAACAUACGUUCCAGUGAAACGACGGAUAUCAAAUUUAAAGACAAGUAUGGGGAAGAUUUUCAUUCUCAUUUUUUUUUUUUUUGUUUUGUUUCCCAAACCUUUUAUCGAGCUGCAGACCCAUGUAGCGCGAGUACAAGCUUUUCAGCUACAAGCAGUGUGAAUUUGAAGAGCUGAGAAACCAUAUGAAGGCUUCGUGGCAGUGCGCGCUGCUACAAACGAGAUCAAAUCGGUUAUAGUGAGAGCAUUUGAAAAGCGUGCUAAAACAGACCUCAAGGAUUUGGAGGUUGGUCCUUCUGUUUAGGCUUCGUAACGCUCACUAUUUCCAAAGUAUGAAGGAGUAUGCGAACCACACUGAAAGGAAAAAAAUAAAUAACAUAAGGUUAACGCAUUGUAAGAAUGAAGUUGUAAUUAUGAAAAUAAAGUAAGUGGACAAUCAUCUCAGUCAUCAGUAGGAGCAGUCGAACGUAAGUAAUUGUUCAAAUGUUUUGUUUCCUGAGAAAGGACGACGCCGUCUUGAAAUGCAUAUUUUCUUGGGAUUGUUUGAUCAUCAGUCAGGAGAGCUUUAUCGAACUAAUAUUGAGUGAUUUUUUUCCAGGUAAUGACACGGCAGCUCGAGAGAGAGACACCGUGACUUAUGUGUUUACAUUUGUGUGGGAAUUUGGACAUUGACUUGUUAAUAUGCAAUUUGAAUCAAACAUUUUUUUCUAGUGAUAUUAUGACUUAAAUAUUAAAGCUUUUUUUUUUUUUCAUGGGGGGGGCGGUAAAAUCUUGUUUUUUUUCCCCUUCCUAUGUGGCCCAAUUUUCCUUCGUAACAAAGAACAAAAGUCUGCUGCAAAUUGUGAUUUUGGUCACCUGAUGCUGCUUGUUGUCCAUUUGGACUUGUUUGCCGGUGGUAAUAUUGUUUCUCAUUGUGUCCUGCAUUUUUGAAGCUAUAUUAAUUCUUGUGCCAUGAUCACUAUUCAGCUUUGCUUUGUUACAGUAUUUAUUUUAUAGGGUCAAAUUUCCAUUGAUAUGAAAUUAAUAUUAAAUUAUUUUUUUAUUACUGCUAAAUUUGAGAUAUGAGGUUCUCCACCUGCUCUAGUUUACAAAGAUGCUCAGGUAGCUUGGGGCCUUUUAAAGUGGACCAAACUUAGUUCAACAUGGUUUUGUAAACUAAGAAGCGUAAAAAUUUUUUUUGGGGGGGGUGCGGGGGAGGAAAAAUAUAUGUUCAGUAAUAUGAAAACCUAUUUGCCCUCUUCACAAGUUAUUGGUAUUUAUAUUGAUGUAUGAAUGAGAUUCAGAGAGCAGAAAUUGAGCUUCAAUCAAUCACAGCAAAUUGUCCAGGUCCUGAAUGAACACAGCAUCCCCAGACCAUCACACUACCGUCACUAUGUUUGACUGUUAGUCUGAUCUUUUUCUGAAAUACUUUUACACCAGAUGUAACAAGACACACACCUUCAAAAAAAUCAGCUUUCAUCUUGUAAAUACAUAGGACAAUGACUCACCACUUUGCAAACCCAUCCAGACUGAAAAAUAUCAACGAUUUUAUGACUCAUCUCUAAUUUCUUUGGUUGACAGUAUUUUGUUGCAGCUUUUUUUUUUUAAUCUUUUGGCUGACUUCAUUUUGUCAGACAUGUUCUAUUUCAGUCAUUUCUUAAUUGAACAAGUCAGGGGGUAACCAGACUAGGGUGUUGUCAGUAAAACUCAGCUUUCCAAAAAAUGUGUUUAUUUUAUGAUUUAAUAAGAACGGCGAUUACUCUUGCACUUAGGAUCAGCUAGAUUUGGAUAGCUGUAGGAAAUACAAAAUAAGAAUUUGAGAAAAGGGCAAAUACUUUUUCAUGGCGCUGUAAAUGAAAUGUGUAAUCAGGGGUGGAGGCAGGGGGUCUUUAUUUGCAUUUUAGUGUUGAAUAGUGUGAAAGACAAUCAAAACGUAAUCCAAAAACAAUGCCUACGCAGUUAUUUUUAACAACCAAAAUUAUUGUGACAAAUGUUAUUCGCCUUUGCUAUGAAACUGUAUACGAUAUUGUUGGCUGCUUUAAAUUCUAAUUCAUGAACAUUUUUUUUUCCUGUUCUGUGGAUUUCUUAGAACAAAAAUGAUAUCAUCAUCAGGGUUUAUAUAGGGGUUACCUCUCAUUUUAUCUGCCUUUUAUUGCACAUUUUCAACACUUUGCCCUCUCUUAUGUAAUGUGUAAGUAUGACAAGUGUUAUCAUGCAAAUAUAUAUAU